Molecule: messenger RNA, 1266 nt
Organism: Pseudocercospora fijiensis CIRAD86
Lineage: Eukaryota; Fungi; Ascomycota; Dothideomycetes; Mycosphaerellales; Mycosphaerellaceae
Product: carbohydrate esterase family 1 protein
Exons: 3
Coding region: 1-1266 (421 amino acids)
Molecular function (GO): feruloyl esterase activity
Source: RefSeq, a predicted model, not a curated record
AUGGCGGCGGCGGCGGCGGCGGCGGCGGCGCGUCUCAUGCGAGUGCGAAGCUUCGGAGCCCUCCUGUGCCUUGCUCUGGCCAGCACAGCCUUGGCCGACAAGUCCGAAAGCAGCGCAUCGACAACCUCGUCAGCUUCGUCACUUGCAACCUAUUUGACCUUCAAAGUUCCCGAGCCUAUCUCAGCUCCAGGCGUAAACACUUCUUCGGGCUGUGGCAAGGAGCUUGACUCCGGCUUUGAACCUGGAGCUGACACGGCCGGGCCCUUCACCUUCAAUACUUCAGAUGGCUAUGGUCGCAAGUAUACCAUACACAUACCCAAGUACUACCAUAUCAACAAGGCCUCUCCAUUGAUAUUCGGCUUCCCUGGCAAUACGAACACAUACAAGGACAUUGAAGACCAGACUGACCUCUCCGACGAGUCUAUGAACCCAUAUGCCAUCGCAGUAUACGUUUCAGGCGUCAAUCUCGGCUUUGUGUCGAAUCCUGGUUAUGGUGCUACCAAAGAUGCCACUUUCCCCAAAGUUGACGACAUCAGCUUCAUGGAAGAUUUCAUCGAGCAUCUGGCAGGCAAAUUCUGUAUCGACACUGGCCGCAUUUGGGCGGUAGGACACAGCAAUGGUGGGGGCCUGGUGAAUGUCAUGGCGUGCGACCCAACGCUGAGCACCAAGAUCACAGCGUUUGCCGCCAACUCUGGAGCAUUCUACACCAACUUCACCGACGGCGACCCGGAAACGAUCGACACUGGGACUACAACGCAGGGUAAAUGCUUACCUGCGCGUGGGCAUAUUCCAUUCAUCGAGUUUCAUGGCACAGACGACGAUGUUGUGGAGUAUGAAGGUGCGGAUGAUCAUUCCUCUUAUGGCAUCCGAGUCCUACCAGACAUUCAGCAUUGGGCCUCGAGCUGGGCAGUACGUGACGGUUACAGUAUUGACAAUGUCACAAGUCGUCCUGACGAUGAUGUCAAAGUGUACCAGUGGGGCGGUCCGGACAAUCUGGGCAUUAUCACGCAUUACAGACUGAAUGGCUGGAUUCACAGUUAUGCUCGAAAGUCCGCCGGCGCACCUAUUGAUGCAACGCCAAUCAUCAUGGAGUUCUUCUACAACCAGACCAACUUCACAACAUCAAGAACCGCGACUUCGACAGGAACGCCCACGUCAACAAGCUCGGCUACUGCAUCCUCGACAUCGUCUGCUGCUGCCGGAAAGUUUGCAGAGUCUCACAUCGCGAGCGUCGUAGCUGGUCUUGCGCUUGCAUGGGUGCUGUAG